AUGGCGGAUUACAUCCGUGCUGGCGACUAUGAUUGGGCCUCGGCCAUGGAGAAGCGAUGGCUAUCGGAUGGCGGAGCACAGCCGAGGAGGGCAGAGAUUCUGUUUCGGGAGCCUUCUCUUUGCUCCCAGCUCGCGGGCGCCUGGGCACGAGCGGGACGCCUCCAGGAGGCCGAAAUGUGGCUGUCCUGCACGGAGAUCGAGAAAGUGGAUCGCUGGGCCCUGGUCGCCUUUGUCCGUGCCUGCGUAGAGAGCGGCGAGCUCCAGACCGCAGACAACUGGACCAUGAAGCUUCUGAAGAUCGCGGACCGUGGCAAGCUAGCCGGUGCCGUGGAUUCGGCUUCUGCAAGCCGCCAGAAGGAGGCGGAGGACAACCUCCUGGCCUCGGUCGCCGCCCGGGCGACCUUGGCCAAAGGGGCCGAGAUUGAAGGCGUUCGCCGAUGGCUCCAUCGCAUGCAAAGAGCAGGCAUCCAGCCCAGCUGGCCGGUCUAUGACCGUCUUCUCCAGGGAUAUGCAGAGGCCGACAAGUCAAAGGACUUCGAGGAGCUUUUGAAAGAGAUGCAAGCGGCCCGAGUCAGGCCGAAAGCCGAAGCAUUCAACCACCUGAUCAAAGCGAAGGUGGAUCGUCACAGUAUGGAUGCUGCAGCUGAUUGGAUGCAGCGGAUGGUCGAGUUCAGGUCGACACCGAAUGCAGCGACCUACCGUAUGCUUAUCACCUCGAGCGCCGUGUCGAGUAGCGCCAGCGAAGCAGAAGGCUGGCUCGUGGCGAUGUAUCAGUCUCGCCUGCACGUUCCCGAAAGCUGUGUGGCCGCCGUCGUGGAGAAAUACUCUGAAGAUCGGAGACCCACCGCGGCCGAAGCUACACUCCGGCGUGCAGUGGCUCGAGGAAUCGAGGUGGGCUGGACGACAAGUGCCGCAGUGCUGCGGGCGAAUGUGCGGGCGGGCAGGGCCGAAGCGGCUGAGAAGUGGCUCGAGGAGGUGAAGGCUGUCGGGGUUUAA
Symbiodinium sp. CCMP2592 is the source of this 996-nucleotide messenger RNA. The record is from the annotation of a GenBank genome assembly. Lineage: Eukaryota; Dinophyceae; Suessiales; Symbiodiniaceae.